UCCACUCUCAACGGAUCAUAUCUUCACGAGACCUGCUAUCACACUCGGCAGCCGUUUCGACGAAAGCCGCGAAUAAGCCGCUCCGGUCAAUGUUGGUUGUUAUUAUUAGGCUGUUUAUUGCGGAUCGCGGAGUUUUGUAACACAGACCAACUCGAGUCUAAUACUUUAUUGACGUUUUGGGUUGAUACUAACCAUCUCAUCUACUCCGGCGUAGUAUCGGGGACAGCAUGUGGGGCCAUGCGAUCAGGCUGAGCUUGUGAACUCAUAUAAGUGCGCUCACAGAGCGGGUCUCCAAUCGUCAUGUUUGUAAAUCCAUCUGCUCUGUACGAGAUGUGGUCGGUCGUGCUGGUUUUGGUUCUGCAAAUCUUUUCAAUCGGUACACGUGGAAUCACCUCGACGACAGAGAACAGCGCUGGUCAGCAAAAAGUAACAUUUCACCCGUGUGAUACCAACGGACAAUCUGUGGACGUCUAUGGCUAUCCGAACCCCGGGAACAUUAGCAUUUUCUAUGGCAUACCAUUCGCUCAGCCCCCUCUCGGACCACUCCGAUUCAAGCCGCCCCAAAAGCCCAUGUCGUAUCCUUCCGUGAUUGAUGUGCCGGGCUACAAGCGAGGAUGUAUGCAAGGCCCGAUCUUUGGUCACAGCAAUUACAGUGAAGACUGCCUGUACUUGAAUGUUUGGAGACCUGACGGGUAUGAUGAGACGAGUAAACUGCCAGUAUUGGUAUGGUUGUAUGGAGGAGGCUAUCUCCUGGGAUCGGCGCAAGCAUUCAACUUCACUCAGAUCAUGGAGGCCGGUAUUGCUCAGGGCACGCCUUUCAUCGCCGUGAAUGGUAACUACCGGCUCGGGCCAUUCGGAUUCGGAUACGGAAAAGAGUACCUCGAAGAUGGUUCUUCAAAUUCUGGCCUGUGGGACGUCGUAGCUGUUCUCGACUGGGUAGACGAGAACAUUGCUAGUUUUGGUGGUGACCCAGAUCAUGUGACGCUCGCCGGUCAAUCAGCAGGGGCGGUCUCUGCAUCUCUCAUGGCACUCGUCAAGACUCCCCCAAAGGUCGUUGGAAUCAUCAUGAAUGACGGCGCCCCAGCAGCAUUGCCAUUGGCUCCAACUACGCAGGGAUACCCCGAACUGUAUCCCUUGCUACUCAAUCUGACUAACUGCUCCGAUGCCAGCAACACAUUUGAAUGUUUGCGAUACAUCGAUGCAGAUAUCCUCAACAAUGCCUCGCUGGCCAUUCGGGCAACGGCAAACUUCACCGAGGCCUUCCCAUGGACGCCGAAUGUAGACUACGACCUCUUACCUGAUCGGCCCUCCACGUUGCUGAGGGAGGGCCGAUUCCUCAAAGUCCCGAUGCUUUUUGGAGAUAAUUAUGAUGAAGGGACCAGCUUUGUUCUCACCGAUACCAACAGCACAGAAGCGGUCAUUGCACAGGUCAACUAUUUUGAGCCUGUCAGACCGGAUAAUGCGACGAUGACGAGGCUUUUGGAGCUGUAUCCAAAUAUUCCGGCGCUGGGAUCACCAUACGGUACCGGAAAUGACACCUUUGGACUUGAUCCUGAAUACAAGCGUGUCGCUUCUAUUGUCGGCGACAUCACCUUUCAGCAUGCUCGCAGGGAUAUGUUGGAACAGAUGAACGCGAAUGGAUACCAUGAAACUUGGACAUGGCUCUGGGACGCAUUUGCAAUAGGCUUUGCAGGAGGAUAUCAUGGAGUGCCACAUACCUGGGACACGGCGUGGUGGUUGGGUCAAGUAGAUCCAGGUUACCCUGAAACAGCCUUAGACCUGGAGAAACAGACGCUUCAGUAUUGGCUUAAUUUCAUCAUCAACUCUGACCCCAACGAAGGGGGUUCGACGAACUACACCUACUGGCCAAGAUACCGAGAGAAUGGUGAACAGGCAAACAUGUUCAAAUUCGUUGGCAAUGCCUCGAUGUAUGAGGCUCAAGUGAUACAGGAUGAUUACAGAAAGGAGCAGAUUGCCUUCAUCAAUGACCAUCCAUUACAAUUCAAUGCAUAGUGGUUAAGGA
Molecule: messenger RNA, 2023 nt
Organism: Kockovaella imperatae
Lineage: Eukaryota; Fungi; Basidiomycota; Tremellomycetes; Tremellales; Cuniculitremaceae
Product: Alpha/Beta hydrolase protein
Exons: 13
Coding region: 301-2013 (570 amino acids)
Source: RefSeq, a predicted model, not a curated record